AUGUCCUUGGUCUCUCCUGAGCAUCCCUUCAGCAACUCAUUACUUUCAAGAACCGAAGCCGACGACAACAGCGUCUCCCUCUCCGACGAAAGCGAAGCGACUUUGAGCACGCUUCUCGGGGCCUUCGCCAACGCCGAACACCACUCUAUGGACAGAGGUGCAACCGAAUACUCGCAGUCAGGUUUGCCAACACCAUAUCCAAACGCGUUCAUCGACGCCCAGUCUGAAGAAACUCCCGCAGAUCACGCGUCUGCUGCGCAAUUCACUCCUCAACAGGAAGUGCGAGCGAACAACUAUUCGACUUCAGCAACCCCCACCUCUGAGUACGGUGUUUAUCCAGCCUCGGCGCGUUCAGGUUCUUUCCCAGAACACAUACAACGCCAGUACCAUCCAGCCAGCAACCACAGCGGUAGCAGCGGAGGUAUGGCUCAAUCAACAAGUCCGUCACUGCCUUUGCAAGAUGGGCGCCCAAACCAUCACACCACACAAAUCAAGUCUGACCAGGAUGUUCCUAUAGAUCCAUCAAUCGCCGCCUCGAGCCCAACUUAUCCUGCGCACGGCGGACAAUACUCUCCCUACCCACCUCAACAGGACAUGCAACACGGCUAUCCUUCGCACCCCGGUGGCGCCAUGUACACUCAACCGCGACCCGACUGGGCAGGCUACGGCGGACAUCCUCAACAUCCAAUGCAGGGUGGAUAUGCGGUUACGGGAGCGCAAACGCCAACGUCUGCGGCUCCGGCUGGCGCGCGUCCUGGUCAAGUAAGCACUUCUCAAGAUCGACAUCAAUUAUCACAGGUUUACUCCUUCGUCCCCAUUCCUGGCGCCCAGCAACACAAGCGUCCCCGCCGACGAUAUGAAGAAAUCGAGCGCAUGUACAAGUGCGGAUGGAACGGUUGUGAGAAGGCUUAUGGCACCCUGAACCAUCUCAACGCCCACGUCACCAUGCAAUCGCACGGCCAAAAGCGAACUCCUGAAGAGUUCAAGGAAAUUCGCAAGGAGUGGAAGGCGCGCAAGAAGGAGGAGGAAAACCAGCGAAAGGCCGAUGAAGAGCGUGCCCGGGCUGCUGCUGCUCCCACCGACGGUCCAGGCUCUGCCGACAAUGGCCCUGCCCCUGGCUACCAGCAGGGAGGCCGCUCAGUCCAGCUCCCUCCCAUCGGUUACCAACCCGGCGCUCAAGUCCCUGGCCAGUACCAAGCUCCAGCCGGUGGCGUUCAACAACUGCAGGAGUACGGCAACAACCACAUUUCGUACUCUGGCUACCCAGCAUCGCCUUACGGCGCUCCCAACCAGAUGUAUAGCCAACGUCAUUACACCCUCAGCUCCUUCCCCUUACAGAACGAUGCUGACAUUAUGAGUAGAUAA
Molecule: messenger RNA, 1365 nt
Organism: Hyaloscypha bicolor E
Lineage: Eukaryota; Fungi; Ascomycota; Leotiomycetes; Helotiales; Hyaloscyphaceae
Exons: 3
Coding region: 1-1365 (454 amino acids)
Biological process (GO): regulation of DNA-templated transcription
Source: RefSeq, a predicted model, not a curated record